Sinocyclocheilus rhinocerous is the source of this 388-nucleotide messenger RNA. Its product is annotated as ATP-binding cassette sub-family F member 3-like. The record is from RefSeq and is a predicted model, not a curated record. Bases 77 to 349 code for a protein of 90 amino acids. The transcript has 3 exons. NCBI's taxonomy places the organism in Eukaryota, Metazoa, Chordata, Actinopteri, Cypriniformes, Cyprinidae. Gene Ontology annotation, molecular function: ATP binding.
UCAUUGAUUGGUUGUAUGUGUCUGGCUGUAGGUGGGUGAGAAUGGAGCUGGUAAAUCCACCGUACUGAAGCUGCUGAUGGGAGAGCUGACGCCUGUCAAUGGUACCAGAUACGCUCACAGAAACUUGAAGAUCGGUUAUUUCAGUCAGCAUCACGUGGAUCAGCUGGACCUGAAUGUCUGCUCAAUAGAACUGCUGCUCAAAAGAUUUCCUGGUCACACAGAGGAGGAGUACCGGCAUCAGCUGGGUGGGUAUGGCAUCACGGGGGAACUGGCCACGCGGCCGGUGGCGAGUCUGUCAGGAGGACAGAAGAGUCGUGUGGCUUUCGCUCAGAUGACCAUGCCCUGGUAAAACAAACAUCAACACACUCUCAUGGCGUCAUGCUUUUGC